Messenger RNA from Pectinophora gossypiella (pink bollworm), 12791 nucleotides. RefSeq lists its product as uncharacterized. NCBI's taxonomy places the organism in Eukaryota, Metazoa, Arthropoda, Insecta, Lepidoptera, Gelechiidae. The transcript is spliced from 61 exons. Gene Ontology annotation, biological process: homophilic cell-cell adhesion. Gene Ontology annotation, cellular component: plasma membrane. The record is from RefSeq and is a predicted model, not a curated record. Gene Ontology annotation, molecular function: calcium ion binding. The coding region runs from base 154 to 12681 and encodes 4175 amino acids.
UGUACUCAUUUGCGUGUACUUUUAUUGCGAUAUUGACGUUUACUAUAUUUGCGCCCGGGUGGAUUAUCGGCAAAAAAGUGUUUUUAUUCCACAGCGCUUUUAAAAUUUUCCGGAAUGACAGUGAAUCAUAGAAAUAGUACGACGUAAAACAAAAUGUGGCGAGGAAAGCAUUUGUUACUUUUUGCCAGUUUAACGGCAUUACUCUACAGCGGCGAUGGAUGCCAAAUGGAUGGCGUGUCAAACUGGCUCCUCACUAUAUCAGCAGAAAUGCUCGAUACGCACGAAGGAUCCGUCUUCAGCAGAGGGACUUCGAACAUCCAAGCAAUAACUGGGACGUCUUCAAGCGAAGGUGUGGAUGCAUCUCUCUACCUUGACGUUACAUUGGACGGCUCAAACUUUGUGAUAAGUACGAAAGAGCAAUACAGACUAUAUGAAGAGUAUGAAACCUCGGAGUCCAUGAGUUUCUCAGUGCUAUUUGAAUGUACUGGGGGCUCAACUAACACUUUGGUUUUUGACAUACAAGUAAUCGAUACGAACAACAAUGCACCAAUAUUUAAGACAGACGAUGACAGUGCAGUAUACGAGUUCACAAUAAUGCCACCUCUACCGCCUGGAGUCCAGAUCACAGGUUGUGACGAUGACAACAUCGUCGUAAGAGAUGUAGAUCUUACCACUGAACGGAUCAUAUUCGAAAUACAAGACAAUCCUUACUUCGAAAUAGCUUACAAUGGUCCAUCAUCUACGCCAAAGGAGUUCCUGGGACUUCUUAGGACUAAGAACCUGAUCAGGACGCUGUCUGAUGUUGUUGAGCUUACUAUCUAUGCUACGGACGUCGAUAGAACAGGUGACGAGCCAAUCACAAGAGAGGCUACGAUUCGCGUAAAAGCCGACGAUGCUUUUGAAUUUCCCGAAGAGCCAGCGUUCUCGCAAGCUUUCUACUUGGCCAAUUACACUGCCGACAACCAGGUGGUUCUGGAAGCACCAAUCUCAUUACGACAAGGCGUUCAUGAAGAUGUCACCUUCGCUUUGGAAGGAGAACACUCACAGUACUUCCAAUUGGUGACCAUUGGGGAUUCAAUAACAAUAUCUGUCGAAACACCUUUACCUAGAGAUAUUUUGAGGGUUGGGCAACUCGUGUUAGUGGUUAAAGCAACAAGGGAAUAUACUAGUGGAGAUACGACGACAGUUAUUGUGCAACUUCCUGAAGUUUUGGGUUUGGAAUUGGAAUACGCGCAGUAUGAUGGUGUGAUCGUCGAUAAUGUAUUGCAACCGUUGCAAUUGAAUUUGGUACAAGGAUACGAAGAUGGCUUCCAAGUUACUUUGGCUAAUGAGCACGCUUCAUUUUUCUCCGUCAACGUCCAAGGGAACGCGAUUACUCUCUCCAUGGCACCACUUACCAGUCAAAUCAUAAAUGACAAUAAUUUCAUUACCAUACAAGUGAUUGCUUCCAAUGACUAUAGCUCUACCACGGCUGUAGUCAAUCUAGAAAUAAUAAAGGAUGAUAACGUCACUCCAGUGUUUGAGAAGGCUCUUUACACAGGGGAGUACGACGGAUCAGACUUGACUAUAGAAACAAUGACGUUGGUACAAGGAUUCGACGAAACUGUAACUUUCGAGAUAUCCGGAAGUCACGAGGAAUACUUCGUAAUAACGAAUGAUGAAGCAACGGUAACUUUGACUACUUCGGGAAUACCAUCUCAAAUUUGGGUGGAACAAAGACUGUAUCUUACUAUUGAAGCGAGGAAACCGCGAUCUGUGCCCUCUACAGCGGCCAUUUCCAUUCAACUGCCUGCAGCAAGGGAAUUGGCUUUUCAAGCUUCUUCAUACAGUGGAACUGUUCAAGAGACUACAUUGACACAUCAGUCCAUAGUCCUAAGUACCGGUUAUGCUGACGAUGUGACGUUUAUGUUGACUGGAGACUAUGCCAGUUACUUCGAUAUAUCAUCAAUACAGAAUCAAGUGACUAUAAGUUUGCCUAACGCGCUCCCGGAUGAUGUUAUUAUAGAAAACAAUUUUCUUACGCUAACUCUGAGUGCGAACGGUGUCCACGCCCUACCAGCAACUACUGCGGUAGUCUUAGAAAUAAUAAAACAAGAUAUUACUACACCUGUGUUCACUGAAAAUAUUUACCGUGCUAAUUACUUGGAAGCCAGAAAUAUUGAAAUUGAAACUAUCCGUUUAUUGCAAGGCUAUGAUAACAGCGUUACGUUUAGAAUUGAAGGAGAACAUGCCCAAUAUUUCCAAAUGAGCAAUAUUGAGGACAAUGUGGAGAUAACGCUUGUGUCGGACAUUCCACCGGAAGUUAUAUUCCGGGAAAAAGUAUUAUUCUUUAACGUGAUAGCUGACAAGCCUCUAACAGUAGGAAGUCACGCUGCGAUAAUUGUAACCUUCCCUGAAGAACUGACUGAUUCCACCGUAAUGAGAUUUUCGCAGAAUACUUACCUUGGAUCUUUCGAAGAAAAUGAAUUAAUUUUAGAAAACAUUGUUCUUGAAACUGGAUAUGAGAGUGGCACCGUCCUAACUAUAACUGGAGAAUAUGCAUCGUAUUUUACGUUACAAAAUACGAAUAACGAAAUUACAAUUCAAAUUGGAGACACACCUAUUGACGACGUAAUCGAGGAAAAUAGCUUAAUUCUGCUAGAGGUUGAGGCCACAAGAGAAAGAGCCGUGCCAGUUUCAACUACCAUUGUAAUAGAUAUCGUAAAGGUAGAAAUUAUACACCCAAUAUUCAACGAAGCUUAUUAUAGAGGAGUGUACCAUGAAAAUGAGCUGCAGUUUGAUGAAGUUAUGUCACUAACACAAGGUUAUGAUGCCACUGUCACAUUUGCUUUGGAGGGAGAACUAGCCGCCUAUUUUUCAAUCCAGCAAAUCGGUGCCAAUGCCAUUACUUUAAUCCUCAAUAGCAAUACUCCAAUAACAGAAGAAGUGCUGGAAAAUCAUAAUCUAUUGCUGUUUACAAUAGUAGCAAACAAACUCGGAGCUGUGAGUGGUAGAGCUGCUAUAUCAAUUGAUUUACCUAAAGAAACACCGGAAUCUGUGAUCAUCCGCUUUACACAAAGCAGCUACGUGGGUCACAUAGAAAAUGGGGAAUUAUCCGCACCGACAAUCACACUUGCCGACGGCUGGGAGCCCGUCCAGCUUACCCUUGCGGGAGAUUAUGCAUCAUACUUUGAAGUAUCGCAGAACUCAAAUGAUGUGCUAAUUCGUCUUGUGAAUGAGUUGCCUGCAGAUGAUAUUGACGAAUUAUCAUUCAUAUUACUACACAUAACAGCGUCUUACCCGGAGGCUAUUAGUGGUAACACCACAGUAGUAUUAGAAAUAAUCAAACCGCCACAAAUAGUAACGCCUGUGUUUGAGCAAGCUUAUUAUACUGGAGAAUAUUCACAGCAAGGAUUACAGUUCGAUCAGUCAAUCCGGCUGAUACAGGGCUUCGAUGAAUCUGUUUUAUUUACUCUGGCUGGCGAUGAUGCUCAGUGGUUUGAAUUAGUUGAUGUUGACGAGAAUAAUUUGUCUGUGAGGAUUACUGGCGAUGGAUUGACACAAAUUAGAGACAGGAGUCACUUAAUUUUCUCCGUAGUUGCCAAUAAACCCGAUAGCCCAGCAGCACGUGCCGCCAUCAUCAUUAAUCUUUCAGAUUUAUUGGUUACGGUGCCGCUCAGAUUCUCAGAAAAUUUCUACACUGGAACUAUUGGCGAGGGUGUCUUGUCUCUAACUACUAUCAAUUUAGAAGAAGGAUACUCACCAGAUAUAACUUUCACUCUUAUUGGAGACUAUGCCGACUACUUCCAGGUAUUCAAUCAGGAGGGACUGAUUACUUUGCAAUUAGCACCUGAGACACCAGAUGACAUGUUUGAAGCGCAUAAUGUCAUGGUACUUUCAUUAGAGGCAGAGAUUGAAAAUACCAGAGCACAUGCGACGAUAGUUCUUGAACUAAUAAACGCAGAAGUCAAGCCACUGGCUUUCGAAGAAGCUUAUUAUGUAGGGUCAUAUUCUGUAAUCAACGGUUUCACUUUUGAUUCUCAAAUAACUUUAACGGAGGGACACGAUCAGACGAUAGAGUUUUCUCUCGGAGGAGAUGACUCAAAAUGGUUUAAAAUUGUUGAAAACCAAAAUUUUAUUUCGUUGGAACUCGAGAACCCAAUAUCAAAUGAUGAAAUUGCCGGUAGACAACAAUUAAUCUUUACUAUCAUUGCUAGAAGUCCCGAUGGAGCAACAACACAUUCAACUAUUAUUAUUACGAUAACCGAUGAUUUGCCCAUGCUCAGCUUUGAAAGAAACUACUAUAUUGGUACUAUUGAGAAUAAUGCUGCCAAUAUUGAAACAAUAAGUAUCACAGAAACAUAUUCACAAAGUGUUACAUUUACAAUUUCUGGAGAACUGGCGGAUUACUUUGCAUUUACAUCCGAAGGAGCGAGUGUUACAAUUUCUUUACGAAAUUCUAUUGAAGAUGAUUUAUUACCACCCAACGGAGUAAUAAUACUAGAAUUGCAAGCAUCGGCAUCUCAGGCGGUAUCCGCAUACACCACGUUAAUAUUUAGUGUAGUGAAUGACGAAAUCGUAGCUUUGAAUUUCAGUAGUACUUACUACACCGGCACGUAUACUCAAGAAGAUGGGCUCGACUUCCAGGACACUAUAACACUUAUUGAAGGCUAUGAUGAAAAUGUACAAUUUGCUCUUGAAGGAGAUAGUGCUCAAUACUUCGAUAUUGUAGUUUCUGGAUAUUCGGUAGAAUUGCGCCUCAGAACGGACGUUUCUAUUCCUUCAGAAACAGUGAUAGACAACCAGCAACUCAUUUUCAUUAUUCGUGCGGAUAAACCUAAUGCAAGAACUGCAAGAGCUACAAUUGUUAUAUCACUAUCAGAAGUCCAUAAUGUCAGAAAUCUCCAAUUCAACCAGUUAUCGUAUCUUGGGUCAAUUGAAAACGAGGAAGUCAGUUUAGAUCUCAUAACUCUCAGUGAAGGAUACACUGAAGACGUAUCGUUCACGCUUCACGGAGAAUUAGCAAACUAUUUCAACUUAGUGACUGCAGUAGGAACAGUCACAGUAAACUUAGUGAAUCAGAUUCCUGAACAAGCUUUACCAAAUAAUGGAAUAAUACUACUUGAGCUACGUGCCACAGCACCUCAAGCAAGAGAUGCACACGCUACUAUAGUAUUACAUAUUAUUCAGGAAAAUAUCGAAGGACUUUCAUUUAGUCAGACUUAUUACACGGGAACUUAUACUGCAACAGAUGAAUUGAUUGUUGAAGAUACUAUUACAUUAGCUGAAGGUUACGAUGAAAAUGUCCAAUUCACAUUAGAAGGAGAUGAUUCACUAUAUUUUGAAGCGGUCGCGACGAAUAAUACAGUGACACUGAGAGUAUCAACUCCCCUUCCACCGGCAGUUACAAUAAAUAAUCAAGUAUUUGUAUUCUCUCUCCACGCUAGCAGAUCUGGAGUCAUAGCUAAAGCAACAAUCGUCAUUACCCUGAGUGAUGAGUUCACUGAAAAUACAAGUCUUCUUGGUUUUAAUAGAAUCACUUACUCAGGUAAAAUUGAGCAUAGCACAAUCAAUAUGGACUUUAUCACACUUACUGAAGGUUACACAUCCGAAGUGACGUUUGCACUAUACGGAGGUUUAGCGGAUUAUUUCACCUUAUCAAAUGAAGGAGCAAAUGUUGUAUUAACAUUGCCAAAUCAAAUUCCGGAUUUGUUAAUCCCGGAUAAUAAUAUUAUCGUACUAGAACUACGAGCAUCAGCUCCUCGAAGUUUAUCUACAUUCGCUGCCAUUAUAUUUGAAGUUGUAACGGAAGAUGAAACAGUAGAACAACUAGUGUUUAGUGAAGCUUAUUAUACCGGACAAUACGAGACUACAAGAGUAACACUUGAACGUCCCAUAACACUUGAUGAAGGAUUUGAUGCCAACGUAGUCUUUACUCUGGAAGGAGAAAACUCACAAUAUUUCGAACCAGAGAUCUUAGGAAAUUCCGUGACUUUAACAGUAUCUACUUCGAUACCACCUGCAAUUAUUUCCAACAACCAUCAUCUUAUUUUUACCAUUCGUGCAGAAAAACCUGACGCUAUAACUGCCAGAGCGACUAUCGUGAUAUCGCUCUCAGAAGAGAGGACCGACAACUUAAUACUCGGGUUUGACAGAAUCUCAUAUCAAGGCACAAUAGAAAAUAAUAUAGUUAACUUAGACCCAAUAACACUUCGUGAAGGAUAUACUCAAGAGGUGGCGUUUACAUUAUAUGGAGAUCUACGUGAUUACUUUAUCUUGACCACUUCACAAGCAUCUGUUACUCUUUCAAUGCCGAACUCGAUUCCAGACGGAUUAAUUCCUGAAAAUGGAAUAAUAGUAUUAGAAUUAGAAGCGUCAGCACCUGGAACGAUGUCUACUCAUGCAACUAUAGUCUUUGAAAUCGAUCGAGAAGAUAAUACUCCAGAUAUUAAGCAACUAGUGUUAAGUGAAACUUUCUAUACUGGGCGUUACUCUGAAAUUGGCGGAUUAAUAGUUGAUGACAUUAUAACGUUGACAGAGGGCUACGACGAUAACGUGCAGUUCACGCUUGAAGGAGAUGAUUCCCAAUACUUCGGGUUGACAUUGUCAGAAAACACAGUAACACUAAGAGUUAUUGCUCUUAUACCACCAGCAGUUGUAACGAGCAAUAACCAGUUAGUAUUCGCUAUUCGUGCCGAGAAACCCGACGCUAUAACUGCAACGGCUACCAUUGUAAUAUCACUAUUAAACGAAUUUACUGAAAACAGCAUUCUUGGGUUUGAUAGAGUCACUUACAUAGGUUCAAUUGAAAAUGGUGCUAGCAGUUUAGAAGCAAUCACUCUGAGUGAAGGAUACUCAAACGAUGUUACGUUUACAUUACACGGAGAUCUGGCGAACUAUUUCAGUUUAUCUAAUGAAGGAGCCAUUGUCUCAGUUACAUUGCCGAGUCCUAUCCCUGAGCAAUCACUUCCGGAUAAUCGAAUAAUAGUGCUGGAGCUACGGGCAUCAGCACCAGAAACUAUAUCUGCCUAUGCAACUAUAGUAUAUGAAAUUGUACAAGAAAAUAGCACUCCAGAUAUUGAACAACUUGCAUUCAGUGACACUUUCUACACUGGUCAUUACACUGAAGACGGUGGACUAGUAGUCAAUGACAUAAUGUUGACAGAGGGCUAUGACGAAAACGUGCAGUUCACUCUUGAAGGAGAUGAUUCCCAAUACUUCGGGUUGACAUUGUCAGAAAACACAGUAACACUAAGAGUUAUUGCUCUUAUACCACCAGCAGUUGUAACGAGCAAUAACCAGUUAGUAUUCGCUAUUCGUGCCGAGAAACCCGACGCUAUAGCUGCCACGGCUGCCAUUGUAAUAUCACUAUUAAACGAUUUUACUGAAAACAGCAUUCUUGGGUUUAAUAGAGUGACUUACAUAGGAUCAAUUGAAAAUGGUGCUAGUAGUUUAGAAGCAAUCACUCUGAGUGAAGGAUAUUCAAGUGAUGUUACGUUUACAUUACACGGAGAUCUGGCGAACUAUUUCAGUUUAUCUAAUGAAGGAGCCAUUGUCUCAGUUACAUUGCCGAGUCCUAUCCCUGAGCAAUCACUUCCGGAUAAUCGAAUAAUAGUGCUGGAGCUACGGGCGUCAGCACCAGAAACUAUAUCUGCCUAUGCAACUAUAGUAUAUGAAAUUGUACAAGAAAAUAGCACUCCAGAUAUUGAACAACUUGCAUUCAGUGACACUUUCUACACUGGUCAUUACACUGAAGACGAUGGACUAGUAGUUAAUGACAUAACGUUGACAGAGGGAUAUGACGAAAACGUGCAGUUCACUCUUGAAGGAGAUGAUUCCCAAUACUUCGGGUUGACAUUGUCAGAAAACACAGUAACACUAAGAGUUAUUGCUCUUAUACCACCAGCAGUUGUAACGAGCAAUAACCAGUUAGUAUUCGCUAUUCGUGCCGAGAAACCCGACGCUAUAGCUGCCACGGCUGCCAUUGUAAUAUCACUAUUAAACGAUUUUACUGAAAACAGCAUUCUUGGGUUUGAUAGAGUGACUUACAUAGGUUCAAUUGAAAAUGGUGCUAGCAGUUUAGAAGCAAUCACUCUGAGUGAAGGAUACUCAAACGAUGUUACGUUUACAUUACACGGAGAUCUGGCGAACUAUUUCAGUUUAUCUAAUGAAGGAGCCAUUGUCUCAGUUACAUUGCCGAGUCCUAUCCCUGAGCAAUCACUUCCGGAUAAUCGAAUAAUAGUGCUGGAGCUACGGGCAUCAGCACCAGAAACUAUAUCUGCCUAUGCAACUAUAGUAUAUGAAAUUGUACAAGAAAAUAGCACUCCAGAUAUUGAACAACUUGCAUUCAGUGACACUUUCUACACUGGUCAUUACACUGAAGACGAUGGACUAGUAGUUAAUGACAUAACAUUGACAGAGGGCUAUGACGAAAACGUGCAGUUCACUCUUGAAGGAGAUGAUUCCCAAUACUUCGGGUUGACAUUGUCAGAAAACACAGUAACACUAAGAGUUAUUGCUCUUAUACCACCAGCAGUUGUAACGAGCAAUAACCAGUUAGUAUUCGCUAUUCGUGCCGAGAAACCCGACGCUAUAGCUGCAACGGCUACCAUUGUAAUAUCACUAUUAAACGAUUUUACUGAAAACAGCAUUCUUGGGUUUGAUAGAGUGACUUACAUUGGUUCAAUUGAAAAUGGUGCUAGCAGUUUAGAAGCAAUCACUCUGAGUGAAGGAUACUCAAACGAUGUUACGUUUACAUUACACGGAGAUCUGGCGAACUAUUUCAGUUUAUCUAAUGAAGGAGCCAUUGUCUCAGUUACAUUGCCGAGUCCUAUCCCUGAGCAAUCACUUCCGGAUAAUCGAAUAAUAGUGCUGGAGCUACGGGCGUCAGCACCAGAAACUAUAUCUGCCUAUGCAACUAUAGUAUAUGAAAUUGUACAAGAAAAUAGCACUCCAGAUAUUGAACAACUUGCAUUCAGUGACACUUUCUACACUGGUCAUUACACUGAAGACGAUGGACUAGUAGUUAAUGACAUAACGUUGACAGAGGGCUACGACGAAAACGUGCAGUUUACCCUUGAAGGAGAAACUGCACAAUAUUUUGACAUUACGGUAUCUGGGGAUACAGUAACGCUUACAGUACCAACUCCUAUCCCAUCCGUAGUCAUAGCGGAUAAUCGAAACCUAAUAAUUACAAUUCGAGCGGACAAACCUAGUGCAAUAACUGCUAGAGCUGUAAUCGUCAUAUCACUUUUAAAUGAAGACACGGGAGGUAUAAUUCUAGGCUUCGAUCGAAUCUCAUACCAGGGGUCAAUAGAAAAUCAUGUGGUUAACAUGGACGUUAUAAAUCUCAAUUCAGGGUACACUGAAGCAGUGUCCUUUACUUUAAGUGGUGAUCUAGCUGACUAUUUCAUCUUAUCGAGUUCAGGGCCGAUAGUCACCUUAACUCUUGAUCGUGAGAUUCCAGAACAAUUGAUCCCAAUUAACGGGAUAAUAGUAUUAGAGUUACAAGCUUCAGCUACUGAAGCAAUAUCUGCAUAUGCUACCAUCGUGCUUGCGUAUGUUUCGGAGGAAAAUAUUCCAGUUGCAAAUUUAUUAGCCUUUAGUGACACUUACUAUACUGGAUACUACACUGAAAUGGAUGGAUUGUCAGUUGAAGAGGAAAUUAAAUUAACAGAAGGACAUGAUAGCAACGUAGAAUUUAUCCUCGAAGGAGAGAGCGCUCAAUAUUUCCAGUUAGAAAUAUCUGGUUUUUCGGUGAUACUAAAGGUGACUUCUAUACCACCAGCUGUAGUCGCUGGUAACCGGAAACUCAUUUUCGUUAUUCGUGCCGAUAAACCUGACGCUGUAACUGCUAGAGCAACCAUUAUCAUUGCUCUUAGAGAUGAAUACGAUGAAGAAACAACAAUAAUUGGAUUCAACCGUAUAAGUUACGUUGGUUCAAUCGAUAAUAACAUAGUGACUUUAGAACAGAUAGUGCUUAGUGAAGGAUAUUCUGAGGAGAUCACUUUUACGUUACAUGGAGAUUUAGUAAACUUUUUCAAUAUAGCAUUACAAGGACCUAUAGUUUCUAUUGUGUUGCCAAAUGCUAUACCGGAAGAAUCUGUACCAGACAGUCGUAUCAUAGUGUUAGAGCUUCAAGCAUCAGCACCUCAGACUAUGUCCGCUUACGCAACGAUAGUCUUCGAAGUUGUGCAAAGAGAUGAAGAAUUUAUGGCGUUUGAUGCACCUUACUACGUUGGCGAGUACACAACAGAGGGAAAUCUUAUUAUGGAAAGUACUAUUUUAUUGUCAGAAGGAUAUGAUGAUAACGUAAUAUACCAUAUUGAAGGAGAACACAUAGAAUGGUUCUAUAUUGAAUUUUCAGAAAAUGAAAUAACUCUCUUGUUGGCUCCUAAUGCUCAGAUUCCACCGGAAGUUUUAGAAAACAACCGCAAACUUAUAUUAGUUGUUGUCGCUCAAAAAUCUGGUAGUCCAUCAGCAAGAUCUAUCAUUAUAAUAUCACUUCCUAUAGAUUCUGAAAAUGGUGGUUCGCAACCGGGAACAACGUUCGAAAAAGUGUUAUUUGAGGGUAUUGUACAAGAAGGCGUGGUACGACAUGACACUAUUAGACUUUCUGGUUAUGAAGGAAACAAUAUCCAGCUAUUGGGAGAAUUUGCAGAAUUGUUUGAAGUGUCGAUUGCUGAUGAAUUGGUGACUGUCCAGGCGUAUAAUCCACUAUUUCCAGCAGCGGAUACCACAUACAUAGCUCUGCAACUUCAAGCGGGCGACGCAGGCGCCGUGCUUCUACUUGACAUUAUUCAUACUGAGAAUUCGGGGCUGCCUACAGUAUCAUUCGGCUCGACUUCAUACGUCUUAAAGGUGGAUGUCAGACAGUCAGGUCUAAUAGGCACAGUACAGGCAACAGCAGACAACAAUGAAAGGGUUACCUACUCUUUGAUAGUAAAUAACGCGCACCUACUGCAACGAAUUUCGAUCAAUUCUGAUGGAGAACUACAUUUGUCGGCACCAGCGAAUAUUGGAGAAUAUAGUUUUGAAGUAAUGGCUACUACUGCAUUCUCACAGGCUUAUGGUACAGCAACGGUACAAUUAACGGUGGACGCAAUAUCCGAAUGUGUCGAUAGCCGGGCUCUUCCUCCACUCACAGUGCUAGACAGAGACGAAGAGAGUGCUCACAGAGACCUGUUCCUCUUAAACGAGCCCGAGUACCAGGGCUGCACAUUCACCCUCAGAAAUCUGUGGCCCAGCGAACAAUCCUGGCUUUACCUCGACGAUACUGGCUUACAUACACACGCUAUCGACAGGGAACACGAAUCGAUCGCCUUUAUGGCUCUAUCGCAAGUUCAAGUCGAGCUUAUCAUGGACUGCGAUACAGAUAGCACACGAUCUAAACGCUCCGUGAACACGGAGCCAAGACUCGAUCAUCUGGGGCCGUAUGAUUACGGUGACAGUACUUGGCUUCUUGGCAAUACUAUCUCGCACAACCCUAGACGCGGCAUUUUCAACCUAAUAGUAAACGAUAUUAAUGAUAAUGCGCCAAUAUUCGUCGGAAAGGAACAGGAGCCUAUAGUUGUCGCGUAUCCAAUCGCGGAACUUGAAGAAAGAAUAUUGCCGAGAGCUCUAGCCGAAGUUGAGGCAACAGACGCGGAUGUAGGGGAGAACGCGGCCAUAGUGUACUGGAGCAGAGAGGAAGUACUAGCAGUAUCACCACACAGCGGGUUUGUGCAUGUUCGGAACAAUGCUAGACUGGAAAACAAUACCAGACUCACCAUUCUUGCUACAGAUCUCAACGGACACGAACAAGGCCUCACUGCCUCCUUGCAACUUUUGGUAAAACUAAUUGAUACCAGUCAUAUCGCAGUCAUCACUGUCCAAAACGCGUUCCUGGAUGAUGAGAAAUACAUAGUGGGUAACCUCAGCGCCUCUAUCGGAUACGAAGUCAAAGUGCUAAAAUCAACAGUCAUUUCAGAGGAAAUAACUUCAGAAACGGAUGAAACUAGAUCUAAACGACAAGCGAUAUUGUCUACUGGUGCGUCUCUUCAACUAUAUGUAUACGGAUUACUGCAACAAGAACCAGUUGAUGUCCAACGACUCACGGAAGAUAUUAAUGUAAUAGAGACGGUCAGCAUAGCGGACAUUAUAUCUCUGGAAGAUCAUCUAGAGAACUUACAGAUAUGCCCGUCGCCAGGACGUGAUAUCGCCUUGUUAGUCUCUACAAUAGUCCUCAGCGUCCUGCUGUUCAUACUAAUCGUAGUCGCAGCUGUCUGGUAUUUCUUAAGAUGGCGGAAGAAUCGCAACUAUGAAGAAUUUAGUGACGAGGCCAGCUUAGGAACACGUUCUGAUUCACCAGUAUCUUCACCAAAGCCAGAGAGUUUUCCAAAACCGAGAAUAAAUAUAGAAGACUUGAAAAAAAGUGAGAGGCGACUUCAAGAAAUGCUUCAAACACCCGUAGAAGAGGUGACGGUAGAACCAGUGGCGGUACCAAAACCAGUUGAAUCAAAAGUAAACAUUCCGGAAGCGCCAAUAGUGAUUCAGUCCAUCGACAAGUUGAAAGAUGCUGAUGAGUCUGAAGAAGAAGAUGUGUUCGGAGAAAGAGCAAGAGACAAAAGAAAAUCGGUUGUAACUUUCAAUGAGAACGUUGAAAAAAUCAUCCACGUCGAAGACCCUCCGGAUGACUCAGACUUUGAAGUUUAUAGGUUGUAAUUUAUAGUAGGCAUGUAAAGAUAGAAGCAAUCAAUUUAACGCAAUUUGUAUAUAUAUUAUUUUAUUGUAAAUGAUGUAAAUAAAAGUAAAAUUACUGUAACUUUUCUCAA